AUGCCGAAGAGCCGGGGCGGCCGCGCCGCGCCGGGGCCGCCGCCGCCGCUGGGCCUGGCCCCGCGCUGCAGCCGCUGGCGGGCCCCGGGGCGGCUGCUGCUGCUGCUGCCCGCGCUCUGCUGCCUCCCGGGCGCCGCGCGGGCGGCGGCGGCGGCGGCGGCGGGGGCCGGGGACCGGGCGGCGCGGGCGGCCGAGGCGGAGGCGCCCUUCGCCGGGCAGAACUGGUUAAAGUCCUAUGGCUAUCUGCUGCCCUCUGACUCACGGUCAUCUGCGUUGCACUCAGGGAAGGCCUUACAGUCAGCAGUCGCCACGAUGCAGCAGUUUUACGGGAUCCCUGUCACCGGUGUGUUGGAUCAGACAACAAUCGAGUGGAUGAAGAAACCCCGGUGUGGUGUCCCAGAUCACCCGCACUUGAGCCGAAGGCGGAGACACAAGCGCUAUGCCCUGACGGGACAGAAAUGGAGGCAGAAACACAUCACCUACAGCAUUCACAACUACACCCCAAAGGUGGGUGAGCUAGACACUCGGAAAGCUAUUCGCCAGGCUUUCGAUGUGUGGCAGAAGGUGACCCCGCUGACCUUUGAAGAGGUGCCAUACCACGAGAUCAAAAGUGACCGGAAGGAGGCAGACAUCAUGAUCUUCUUUGCCUCUGGUUUCCAUGGCGACAGCUCCCCAUUUGAUGGAGAAGGGGGAUUCCUGGCUCAUGCCUACUUCCCUGGCCCAGGGAUUGGUGGAGACACUCACUUUGACUCAGACGAGCCGUGGACGUUAGGAAAUGCCAACCAUGAUGGGAACGACCUCUUCCUGGUGGCUGUGCACGAGCUGGGCCAUGCGCUGGGCCUCGAGCACUCCAACGACCCCAGCGCCAUCAUGGCGCCCUUCUACCAGUACAUGGAGACGCACAACUUCAAGCUGCCUCAGGACGAUCUCCAGGGCAUCCAGAAGAUCUACGGACCCCCGGCCGAGCCCCUGGAGCCCACCAGGCCCCUCCCCACGCUGCCGGUCCGCAGGAUCCACUCACCGUCCGAGAGGAAGCAUGAGCGCCAGCCCAGGCCCCCUCGGCCACCCCUCGGGGACCGGCCAGCCACACCAGGCGCCAAACCCAACAUCUGUGACGGCAACUUCAACACGGUGGCCCUCUUCCGGGGCGAGAUGUUUGUGUUUAAGGAUCGCUGGUUCUGGCGCCUGCGCAAUAACCGGGUGCAGGAGGGCUACCCCAUGCAGAUCGAGCAGUUCUGGAAGGGCCUGCCCGCCCGCAUAGAUGCAGCCUAUGAAAGGGCAGAUGGAAGAUUUGUCUUCUUCAAAGGUGACAAGUACUGGGUGUUUAAGGAGGUGACGGUGGAGCCCGGGUACCCCCACAGUCUGGGAGAGCUGGGCAGCUGUCUGCCCCGAGAAGGCAUUGAUACAGCUCUGCGCUGGGAACCUGUGGGCAAGACCUACUUUUUCAAAGGCGAGCGGUACUGGCGCUAUAGCGAGGAGCGGCGGGCCACCGACCCCGGCUACCCCAAGCCCAUCACCGUGUGGAAGGGCAUCCCCCAGGCUCCCCAAGGGGCCUUCAUCAGCAAGGAAGGAUAUUACACCUACUUCUACAAGGGCCGGGACUACUGGAAGUUUGACAACCAGAAGCUGAGCGUGGAACCAGGCUACCCGCGCAACAUCCUGCGGGACUGGAUGGGCUGUAACCAGAAGGAGGCGGAGCGGCGCAAGGAGCGGAGGCUGCCCCAGGACGACGUGGACAUCAUGGUGACCAUCAACGACGUGCCGGGCUCUGUCAACGCGGUGGCCGUGGUUAUUCCCUGCAUCCUGUCCCUCUGCAUCCUGGUGCUGGUCUACACCAUCUUCCAGUUCAAGAACAAGGCGGGCCCUCAGCCUGUCACCUACUAUAAGCGGCCAGUCCAGGAGUGGGUGUGA
Messenger RNA from Rangifer tarandus platyrhynchus (Svalbard reindeer), 1911 nucleotides. Lineage: Eukaryota; Metazoa; Chordata; Mammalia; Artiodactyla; Cervidae. The record is from the annotation of a GenBank genome assembly.